Molecule: messenger RNA, 3666 nt
Organism: Nomia melanderi (Alkali bee)
Lineage: Eukaryota; Metazoa; Arthropoda; Insecta; Hymenoptera; Halictidae
Product: ADP-ribosylarginine hydrolase CG3568-like
Source: RefSeq, a predicted model, not a curated record
AUGAACAUACAAACCGAUAUACCACUCAAAAAUAAGUUUGGAAUUUUUCAACACUGCUUUGAGGAAGACGCAAGCCCCUUACGCCACACGGAAUCCAAUCCAAUUUUUACUCCAGAAACAGAAACCCUCGCAUUUAUCCCAAAACCGGAAAACCCCUACCUAUCUGGUACAUACACCGGAACAUAAACUUUGUAAAAUGUAUGGACUCCUUAGAAAAAACUUAUCUCCAAAAUUAAGAUAAUCUUUUACGAAAUCGAAGAUUUCAAAAAGCUCAAACACAUCUGGCCACACAUCGGCAAACUGCUUUCAACACGAAAUUAACUUCUUUUCAUUUUUAUUUGUCUUUUUACUUGUACAAUAGUUUGUAACAAUCGUUGCAAAUAAACGAUAUUAAAUUAAUCACCUCUAGUGUUCUUAGUUUUACUAUAAAUGGUCAACUACUAACUAACAUAUGGUCAAUUCCUAGUUUUCUCGUUUUUAAGGAUGGUCAACUUUUGACGCAAGUAGUGAAUUCUCAAAAAUGUCAAUAAAAUUUGGACAAUGUAACUAUUUCGAAAAAGUUCACUUUGUCACAUAAUGUAAGAAGUUCAAACAGCAUUUUGUUUAAUAAAGGAACAAGCAUUUACUAUUAUUCACGCAGAGAAUUUUUUUUAACUGAUGAACUAUUAGUGCUUUUACCUUAGUACUUUGACAUUCUAUUGAAUUACGCGCGAAGAGUAACUUUAUUUUGUAGUUUCGUAAGAAAUAUAAUACAACCAUUGAAACUGAAUAUUAUAUUAAUUGUAUCAGUACGUUCAAUCUUAUUCUCGAUUUUCAAAAUUCGAUUAAGAUGAAUGAAAUAAAUUCAUUUAUUCGUAUGAACAUGAUAUUUAGUAAAUAUUGCGUACAACGAAACAAUUCAGGACGAGUAGAUCUCUGAGUCAAAGUAAAAACUUUGUAAUACCUUUUUUGGCAUUAAAAAUAGUUACGUUGACAAAGACAGCAUUAAUCUACCAGAAAAAUUAGAAAUAAAAAUAAUUUUUUAACUAAAAUUUUCAAGAUAUUGUUUCCAUGUUCAUUACUCUCUCUUUCACACGCCCGGGUGCUACUUGAGAGAGUGAGAACAAUAGGCAUGCUGAAAUCGUUAUUAUUUAAAUAUGUGAGCGAUUGACAAUGAUUAGUGCAUCGUGCAUGUUGUAUUUUCCAUUUGUUUCUCUAUGGUUAAAAAAUGGAAAUGCAUCGAAAUUUCAAUCAAUAAAGUAAACGAAAUCAAUAAAGUUCGAAUAAAUGUUCAUUAGAUGAACAUAUUCCAGUUACUGUAUGCAAUGUUUGUAAUAGAUAAUUCAUGGAAUACAUAUGCAUGUAUACUUUUCCUUAUUCCGUUACUCAGUAGAAUAUGAAUAUUAGCACAUUAGAAUAUUUUUAUCCUCCAUUGCAUUUCGAAAUAAAAUGAAUAACAGUAAAAUAUCAAUUUUAAUGAAUCGUUGACACGAAAUAAAAUAUUUUUACAAAGAUCGCUAGGGACAGAGAUACAAUACAUACAUAUUGUUUGUCUUUUCCGAGUGUAACAGCGGCCAAAGGUUUAAAAGUAUACAUGUGCAAAGGGAAACGGUUAUUCGGGGUGCUCAGCCCGGUACUAGUUUGCCGGCUCAGUUUUGACACGCUUUCUUAUUGACUGAGUCGCUCAACAAAGAACGUAAAGAAUACGGAAUGCGAUAAAGUGAGAUGUGCGAACAUGCAACUCUCCAGACUCCACAACAACAAUCGUUCACAAAUGGAGGACGUUAGGCAGCAAGCGUUGCUGAAGAAGGCACCGAAUAUAUCCUGGAAGAACACGUUAGGCACACCGAACGGCGUGCCUAUUGACGAGGACACGAAGGAACUGCUUAAGAAAUGCCUGGAUGUUUCUGCACCGCCGCCCACGACCCUGGAACAGAUCAUCCAACAAAGCGAGGCUUUCCCUAUAAAUUUCCCGAUUCAGACGACUAGGUGCUCCACUUUAAGGGAUAGAGGAAUUGCCACGGAUAUACUCGAGAUGAACGCGAAUUCGGUUUAUCCGCUGAUACACGAGGCGAUGCUGCCGUUGCUCGCACGAUGGCUGAAACACAAACAAUUGUAUGGAAGCGUUAUAGAAAAGGCGUUGUACAAGGAUAUGGGAUUGAUAGAGUUUAUCCACCGUUUACUGGAAAAGCGAGCGGUGCAUUUCUAUGGGCCCAAAGAUCGGUGGAAACUCAUCGAUGGAAAGACUAGCUUCAAUAGAUGGGAAACCAUUGGUACCGAUGACGAGAAGGAACCCUUGGUCCUAACGAAAUGCUUGUCCUACGACGAGGUCAAGUUGUCCGCGAUGAUGACAAUGUCCUCUUAUACCGAGUUCAUAAACGACGGCUCACGAAAGAACAAAGGUGUCGUGAGCACCAAUCCAGACUCCAUUCAGCCGCGAGGAGUCAUUAUAGGUGUCGUGGGAUCAAGAUUUAAACGACAACACGUCAUGGAGUACCAAGACAUUCUUAUUACACCUACACAAAACACUGUGGAUAACGGUUACGGACCUUCCAACUCGAGUAGUUCAGCGGAGCAACGAGGAUUGCGUAUGUUAUGGGCAAAAUUUUACGGUGAAGAUUAUCACCCGCUUUACGACGAAGCCGUGAACCGCGCGAAGGCAAAGGAUAAUAAGAGAUAUCUCUCGUUGCCUAGUCAGACUAUCUUCGAUAUCGAGAACUACAUGAAAAGAACCCUUGUCACCGUGGAGAUUAUUCUACUUGAAGCGAAUACACGCGCCGAAAAACAGAACACGACUGCCUUUAUACAUGUUGUAGGAUUUGGUCUUGGUGUCUGGAGCAUAAUGAAGGACCAAGAGAUAUACUUCUUAAAAACCUUCGAGAUCGCGAUCAAGAAGAUGAACAAGAAGCUGAAAUACGUCUCGGACAUAGUGUUCUCGUAUUUCACCCAACAGAAAUGCGGCGACGUUGGGAACGGCGGCUAUCUCGGAGAUAUAAAGAUACAUUUCGCCCGUAGAGAGCCGCACAUCCGGUUCAGAGGGACGGACGCAGACAAGCUUCUAGUGGUGACGUACGCGUGGGACGGUAACGCGCUGCCAGGGAAUGAAUUCUGGAAAGGAUCGCUUGCGACGAGCGGUGACCCCGCCGCGGCGUGCAGCACCCAAGUGGCUGAGCUACAUACGUCCAGAAUUAAUCCCCGAGCUUGCGGCGCCAGCUUGCACGUGGCCUCGACUGAACAUGGUAUUUUACACAUAUCGGAUUACGCGAAACUCCACCUCGCUUAAGUGAUCGUUUCAUUUUAUUGUCUAUGGAAGAUCGUAAACUGAACGUGCGCCAUUUUUAACCGUUUGGCAUACAAUGAUAUCCAUAAGGAUUUCUAGCUUGGUCUAAUAAAAGUCAUUUUUAAUUUGUUGCGCGUAGGUACACGUGAAACAUUGAUGAUUACAAAAUAAUUGUAAUUUUAUAUGUUAAAAUUUAUGGGUUAUAAUACGUGAGGUUGGACGUGGUUUUACUAAUUUAUAAAAGCUUUAUUAGUUUAUUCUUCUUCUGAACACGUAGUCACGUACACGCACAUACACACGCGCGCGCGCGCGCACACACGUACCAGAUGCAUUAAUAUUUCUUAACACCCCAACCCUCAAUGCAUACUAUGCAUCGAUAACUGAAAACAAAAUAAAAUUUCUUUAUU